AUGGCCUUUGCUGUAUUGAUUUUCACCCCACGCAACCUGCUAGUCAUUCUACAUUUAUACCUCAACUUAUCAUACUUAAGCAGAGACUUAAUGACCGUAACUACACCUGAAGCCUGCAACUAUGAAUCAUUGUACGUGUCUCAGUUAUUAUCAACCCCUAACAUGACGGAAUACUCUCAUUUACACAAUCCCCGACGCUCUCAUGCAACUUCUACUUGUCUCAGCCUUGUCUCGCCAAGUAAGAAAUUAAUGCGCGGACUUCACGUCGCCAUGAAUUUUUCCAUUUCUAUGAUCCUUAUAUCUCUAUCAAAUGAUAUCGCAACUAAUCCUGGUCCCACAUGUAACUUCUCCAUAUCUCCACCUAAUGUACGUGGGUUAAAAAUCUCUCAUCUAAAUACCCGAAGCAUCUUACCUAAAAUUCGAUUAGAAAUGAAGGAUAAACCAUUCGACAUCUUCUCAGCAUCCGAAACAUGGCUUAAACCCGAUAUCUCAGAUUCCGAAGUAGCUUUACCUGGUUAUUCAAUUAUACGAAUGGACUGUCAAAACAAAAUCGGUGGUGGUACUGCCAUCUAUGUUCGUGAUGGUAUACCUUUUAAAAACCAUUCGGACUUGAUGAAUAACGAUCUCGAAAACUGUAUGAUUGAAGUUUUAAGAGUUAAAUCUAAGAAACUGUUUAUUUGUUGUAUUUACAGAGCACCGAACAAUCCUCUUGAAAACUACUUAUCCAUGUUGAGCAAUAUUAUUCUCAAACUUCCAAAUAACAGCGAGCUCAUUUUGUUAG
Molecule: messenger RNA, 781 nt
Organism: Paramuricea clavata
Lineage: Eukaryota; Metazoa; Cnidaria; Anthozoa; Malacalcyonacea; Plexauridae
Source: the annotation of a GenBank genome assembly